AUGAGCCCAUCCGCAGAGUCAAAUGGCGUACUUGCGACAAGCGUUGCUGAAGUCAAACAGCGGUACAAGAAGGAACACGACAAGCGGCUGCGCAGUGACGGCCUCAGCCAAUUCACUGACUUGUACAGCGUUGCAAAAUUCCAUCACUUCAAGCAGGAUCCUUGGGCAGAUCAAUCAACAUAUGAUAAACUGCCACGCGCUACAAAUGGGGACAGUUGCGAUUUCGCAAUUGUUGGUACCGGAAUCGGCGCUCUACUCUUCGCAGCGAGACUGGUGGAGGCUGGGGUCAAGCCUGAGAAUCUUCAGUUCAUCGACACUGCAGCAGGCUGGGGUGGUACUUGGUACUGGAACCGCUAUCCUGGACUCAUGUGUGACGUUGAGAGUUACAUCUACAUGCCUCUACUUGAGGAGACAGGGUACAUGCCCAAGAACAAGUAUUCGACCGGGAAGGAGAUUCGGAUGCAUCUUGAGCGGAUAGCCGCGAAAUAUGGUUUGACAGACCGAAUUUGGUUUCGGACUCGAAUGGACGAAUGUAUCUGGGACGACGAUAAAAAAGAGUGGGUUAUGAAACUCGCUGAACUCGUGCACGGUGGCAAAGAGCAUGAAGCUGUUACUGUGACAUCCCGGUUCGUCAUCCUCACUACAGGCCUCAUGCUAGUUCCUCAAGUCCCUCGGAUCAAGGGGAUCGAAAAGUUCACAGGGGACUGCUUUCACCCUGCUCGUUGGGACUACAACGCCACCGGGGGGACCCCAGAUGAUCCCUCAAUGACACGACUGAGAGCCAAGAAGGUUGGACUCAUCGGUACCGGGGCUUCAGCCAUUCAGAUCUUGCCCGAGCUAGCGAAAUGGGCCAAGGAGGUCUAUGUCUUUCAGCGGACCCCGUCUGCUGUAGCCGUCAGAUAUAACCGCCAGACGGACGAAGACUUGUUCAAGAACGAGAUCGCUAACAAACCUGGCUGGUGGGAGGCGAGAUGUCUCAACUACUGUGCCCAUGUGAACAAUCAUAAUCCCAAACCGGCGCUCGACCUCGUCAACGAUAGCUGGACCAAUAUGCCAUCUUAUAGUGCGAUAUCAGGAUCACCCGGCUAUGAUCCAAAGACGCCACAAGAGAUACAGAAAUAUUACGCCUACUUGGAGGAGCUUGACCUCAAGAGACAAAGCAAAGUGCGAGGGCGUAUCGAUGAUCUGGUCAAGGACCCGGGGGUUGCAGCCAAGUUGAAGCCUUGGUACUCCGGUUGGUGCAAGAGACCGUGCUUCCACGACGAAUAUCUCGACGCAUUCAACAACCCCUCUGUACAUCUUGUUGAUACUGAUGGACGAGGCGUUCAGGAGAUCACGGAGAACGGGGUCGUUGUUGAAGGAGAACAUUUUGAUAUUGAUGUACUUGUCCUAAGCACAGGCUACAAGAGUCCGUUUCUCUACAGUCCACCAGGCAGGGUCGGGAUCAAGGUUCUUGGCCGCAACGGGACCGAUUUAGACGCAAAAUGGAGCUCUGGCGUGACAACGCUACAUGGCAUGAUGAGCCACGAUUUCCCAAACAUGUUCUGGCCAGGCUUCAUCCAAGGCGGUGGGAAUCCCAACUACACAUUCAUCGCCGAGCAAGCCGCCAAGCAGUUUGCUUACAUCGUGGCCACUGGCGCCAAGGAAACUCGGUCCAAGGCUUCCAGCGACAAACGCUAUGAGUACAACUUUACCAUCGAGGCAACCGAAGAUGCGGAGGAGAAAUGGGCGCAAAAGAUUGUAAGUCAGGCUCACAUGUUUGGGGCUUCGGCGGGUUGCACGCCCAGCUACAUCAACGCCGAGGGGGAGUUUGAGAAUGUCAGGGAUCCAGAGAAGCUUGCUCGAAUGGCUCGAACGUCGAUUUGGGGUAAAGGACAGGAGGACUACAAUAACAUUUUGAGGGCCUGGCGGGAUAAUGGUAGGCACGAAGGUGUCGAGAUCAAGUCGGUGUAG
This is a messenger RNA of Fusarium oxysporum Fo47, 1953 nucleotides long. Its product is annotated as flavin-containing monooxygenase. The coding region runs from base 1 to 1953 and encodes 650 amino acids. Gene Ontology annotation, molecular function: flavin adenine dinucleotide binding; NADP binding; N,N-dimethylaniline monooxygenase activity. The record is from RefSeq and is a predicted model, not a curated record. The transcript has a single exon. NCBI's taxonomy places the organism in Eukaryota, Fungi, Ascomycota, Sordariomycetes, Hypocreales, Nectriaceae.